This is a messenger RNA of Schistosoma margrebowiei, 543 nucleotides long. NCBI's taxonomy places the organism in Eukaryota, Metazoa, Platyhelminthes, Trematoda, Strigeidida, Schistosomatidae. The record is from the annotation of a GenBank genome assembly.
CUACGGCGUGCCUCAGAAGAUAGUCAAUAUCAUACAGAGUUCAUAUAAUGGAUACACUGCCAAAUCGUGCAUGGAGGACAGUUGACAAAGUCGUUCGAAGUGAAGACCGGUGUUAGGCAAGGUUGCUUACUCUCACCCGUUCUCUUUCUCCUGGUGAUCGACUGGAUCAUGAAGACGUCAACAUCUGAAGGGAAGCACGGAAUACAAUGGACAUCUAGGAUGCAGUUGGACGAUCUGGACUUCGCAGAUGAUCUGGCCCUUCUAUCCCAAACGCAACAACAAAUGCAGGAAAAGACAAACAGUGUAGCAGCUACCUCAGCAACAGUAGGUCUCAAUAUACACAAAGGGAAGAGCAAGGUUCUCCGAUACAACACAGCAUGCACCAAUCCAGCCACAAUUGACGGAGAAGAUUUGGAAGAUGUAAAACCUUUACAUAAUUGGGCAGCAUCAUUGAUGAACAUGGUGGAUCUGAUGCAGAUAUGAAGGCGCGGAUCGGCAAAGCAAGAGCAGCAUAUUUAAAACUGAGGAACGUCUGGAACUCAA